This is a messenger RNA of Microbotryum saponariae, 1376 nucleotides long. The record is from the annotation of a GenBank genome assembly. Lineage: Eukaryota; Fungi; Basidiomycota; Microbotryomycetes; Microbotryales; Microbotryaceae.
AUGACGCCACCUCCUCCCUUCACGGGCAAGACCCCACUGGUCGUCCCAGCUCAGAACAAGCACACCGCCACCCUCAUCUUCAGCCAGUCAGUCCAGUGUAUGCUCUCACUCCGAACGGCCUCAGUGGGGCAGCCCGGGAGCUGACCGUAUCCUCAUUCUCGCUCCCUGCAGUGGCCUAGGCGAUACGGCAGAUGGAUGGCUCGAUUUUGCAAAAGAUCUCGCGCCCCAGUUCCCGCACGUCAAGUGGAUUCUCACUAAUGCGUAGGUCCGCAAGUCGUCGGGACGGCAGCUCGGCUCACCCAAGUCUACACUGGCGCUCAGCACGUGUGGAGGACGUGGAUCCGUGUGCGAAGCUAAGACAUGACGUGUUCCUUGCAUUAGACCACGGAGAUACAUCAAGCUUUGGGACGAGUCGAUGCCCUCUUGGUCAGUCCUACCUCCGCAGAAUGGGAGGACUCCGACGUGUCGGCCGAACUCCUUUCCCCUUCCCAACCUGAUCCUUUCUCUGCACGUACCACGUAGGUAGGAUUUCAAAGUACGCAACGCACCACCGCAAGACGAGGACUCGCCAGGGAUGCUGCAAUCGGUCGAGACGAUCAAGCAAUUGAUAGAGAUCGAGGUCGCGAAUGGGAUUGACCCGGGCCGGAUCGUCGUCGGUGGAUUCUCGCAGGGUACGUACCUAGUGGAGAGUUGAUUCACUGCAGAGCGCGUCUCUGACUGAUACGAAUUAUGUGCUUGAUGAAGGCUCAGUCCUGUCCAUCUUGACGACGGUGACGAGCACUCGGCCCCUAGCUGGGACCUUGGCACUUUCGGGAUACCUGGCGUUGACGUACGAGAAUCGCAUCAACUUGCUCGCUACGGACGUAGGGCGCAAUAUUCCCAUGCUCAUGGCCCAUGGGGAUCAGGAUGCGGUUAUUGCGUACGUCUUACGGGAGCAAAUCUUCCAUCUUUUUGGGGAAGAAGGGCGCAGUGGCGAUGAUGACUCACCUCCAGGUUCUCACCUCACUUGCCAUUUUCGGGAUCCGAUUCGUCAAAUUUGCUCCUCAUCCUCACCGAACUCGAUCAGUUUGGACAAGAGCCAGAGAGGAUACGAUCAUCUCAAGUCAAUCGGGUUCGAUAAGAUAAACUAUCGUGUUUACAAAGGUGAGCACUCCCCAGUUUCGACGGCAUCUCUCGGCGAAUCUCGUUCCUCGGCUCCUGCCUCGGAACAAAAUGCUGACUCGGACAAAAAAAAAAUCCUCCGCCAACUUGAUAGGUCUCGCGCAUUCUUUGGGUCAGCAAGAGACAUUAGACAUUGUAGAAUUUUUGAACAAGGUUAUUCCUUAGCUAUGGUCUCUCAAGUUGCCAUUCUACGAUCUGAAUUUACAAAUUUCUAA